CAUCUCUGUUUACGAGGAAUGAUAUGAAUUUACUGGGAGUGAUCUUUAAACCAGCUUCAGUUGAGGACGUUAUUCCCGACAUUCAUGACUCUAAAAAAUACCUUCUCCCCAAAAUUAAUCGCAAAAUACUUGAAGAUAAAGAUUUUGAUGUCAAGAAAUUUGUCGGAAUUUCUGAUAAUCAGGUUCGGACUUUUAUUACCAAAAUGCAUUGGGUCUUAAUGAAUGAAAAAUAUGUAGAAAGCACACGUGAAUUCAAGACUGAUUCGUUAGUGGAUAAUUUGCUUCGUUUAGUUAAAAUAGAUGACUAUCCUCUCACAAUUGCGAAUCACCCACUAUACAGAUUAUCCCUUUUUGGAAAACCAUAUGUUUCAGCAGAGCCUGAAUUUGUAGUGAGCAACAAAAACGUAUCUAUGGUGGUUGUAGAGGAUAAACACCUAAGAAAUGUUAAGGCAAGGACUAAUUUUGGAGAAACACAACUUUCUGCCGAGAUUCUAGCCUGUGGAGACGAAAAUAUAAGUGAAAAAAUUAUUGAACAGACCGUCUUUGCCAUGCGUGUAAUUUCUAUGCAUGUCACAUUUUAUAAAGCUGUAAUUCCUGAAGCAUACUGGGAAGAUCUUGACAAAGGUUUGCCACAAGAACAGUCAGUUGUGAUAAAAAGGUGGCCAAUGAUUAAUGGUAAACAGACUGGUCUGGAUCUUGCAAAUUCAGAUGAAAGAGAAAAGGUUCUUAAGUCAUUAGUCAAAAUUCAUAAUAUUAAUCAAGUGAUCGUUGGGGUUUUAAAUGAAAAUGAUUGCUUC
Messenger RNA from Diversispora eburnea, 797 nucleotides. NCBI's taxonomy places the organism in Eukaryota, Fungi, Glomeromycota, Glomeromycetes, Diversisporales, Diversisporaceae. The record is from the annotation of a GenBank genome assembly.